AUGCACUUCCUACAAAAUCAUCAAAUUGCAAUCAUCACAAUUUUACUCGCAAUAUUUACGAUCGGGACAAUCGCACAAAUGCCACAAAUUCCUCAAAUGCCCGAUCUCUCGCAAUUAGGAGGUGGUGGCCCUGGCAGUACACCUAAUUUUGGUAGCCCAAAAGGUAAUGCUAAUAAGCCUGGCAGUGGCAGUGGUAGCUCUGGAAAACCACAAACUGCUAAUGGUGUUCCUGGUGUUGGUGUUGGUGUUCCUGGUGCUGCGGGCGGACCUCAAGUUGCUGAACAGGCCGCCAAACCACAAGCUGCUGGUGGUGCUCAACAACCAGGUUCUCCGGACACUCAUGCUGGUACCGCCCCACCUGCUACUGCAACAGCUCAUGCGACACCUAGUUCUCCAACCGCGACAAACAAAGCCUCCACUACAACUUCUUCGAAAAUUCCUACACCGACAAAUUCUUCGGCCGCCGCUAAAAACCUAAAUAAUAGUGCCGUGACUAGCUUAGUUGUUACGAUGUUUAUUGGCAUGAUUUUUACUAUCAAUGGAAAAUUGUAA
Ambispora gerdemannii is the source of this 552-nucleotide messenger RNA. Lineage: Eukaryota; Fungi; Glomeromycota; Glomeromycetes; Archaeosporales; Ambisporaceae. The record is from the annotation of a GenBank genome assembly.